Messenger RNA from Oikopleura dioica, 486 nucleotides. The record is from the annotation of a GenBank genome assembly. NCBI's taxonomy places the organism in Eukaryota, Metazoa, Chordata, Appendicularia, Copelata, Oikopleuridae.
AUGGCGACCGUUCCCGUUCACCCGCUGGCUAGUGGCGACCUCGUCUUCGCCAAGAUGAGAAGUUACCCUGCAUGGCCAGCUCGGAUCGACUGCAUCCGACCGAACAGGUGCCCCACCAGAGACCAAGGAAACCUCCCUGCACCCGUUAACGAUCCCGAGUUCCACUGGCCGAUCUACUUCUACGGCACCCAUCAAAUUGCCUGGAUCCCUCAGAAGGACAUCUACCAUCUUGAGGAUUACAGAGAUGAGUUCGGGAAGAACCCGCGAGUCAAAGAUGCGAUGUACGAAGCGAUGAAAUAUACUUGGGUUCACUUCCAGUUUGGAGACGGGAGCAAUCACCAGGCCUGGUCUCCUCGCCAUUCCGAAAUGGCUAAAGCUUGGUUCGCUAAUCAAUCAGAUGAAGUUGCUAACGAAACCGAAUGGGAUCAUAUCCUUGAACCUCCACAAAAGAAGCAGAAAACGAAACGAACUGUCAACAACAACUAG